Molecule: messenger RNA, 1794 nt
Organism: Alexandromys fortis (reed vole)
Lineage: Eukaryota; Metazoa; Chordata; Mammalia; Rodentia; Cricetidae
Gene: Pdzd11
Product: PDZ domain containing 11
Exons: 7
Coding region: 178-600 (140 amino acids)
Biological process (GO): neurotransmitter secretion; protein localization to basolateral plasma membrane; maintenance of epithelial cell apical/basal polarity
Cellular component (GO): basolateral plasma membrane; cell-cell junction; synapse
Molecular function (GO): protein binding
Source: RefSeq, a predicted model, not a curated record
GCCAGGGCGCCGCGGAGGGAGGCCUGUUUGCCGGUGAGGUGGUGCUGCGAUAAGUGGUCUCGAGCGCGGGCUUCGGGCGGGAGGCAGGACCUGGAUCUGGAAAGGAGCCGGUGCCGACGGAGUCCAUCUGUGGACGGCGCGUUUACUAAGCACCUCUAAAGAAGGGCUUUGCCUGAAAUGGAUACCCGGAUCCCUUAUGAUGAUUACCCAGUGGUUUUCCUGCCUGCCUAUGAGAAUCCCCCAGCAUGGAUUCCUCCUCAUGAGAGAGUGUACCACCCAGACUACAACAAUGAGUUGACCCAGUUUCUGCCCCGAAUCGUCACACUGAAGAAGCCCCCUGGUGCACAGCUGGGAUUUAACAUCCGAGGAGGAAAGGCCUCCCAGCUAGGCAUCUUCAUCUCCAAGGUCAUUCCAGACUCAGAUGCACAUCGAGCCGGACUUCAAGAAGGGGACCAAGUUCUAGCUGUGAAUGAUGUGGAUUUCCAGGAUAUUGAGCACAGCAAAGCUGUUGAAAUCCUGAAGUCAGCCCGAGAAAUCAGUAUGCGCGUGCGCUUCUUUCCUUACAAUUAUCAUCGCCAAAAAGAGAGGACUGUGCACUAGAGGCUUGCAGCCCAUAGCCCUCCAUGUGGAAUCUGCCCGAGCAGGCCAGCUAGCCCUCUGAGACGCAAUCGGGAAAUUCUACUCUCAGCGCCUUCCUGGCUUUGCGGGUGGGGAGGAUGGGGAGCAGCUUACCAGCUGCGUUCUAUAUAAACUGUACUAUCCUUGGAGUUCCCCUAGUUUCCUAGGUGAGUUUCAUUCUGGAAAAGGAGAGAGCUGGUGAUGUUUGUAGCCUGUGUGGAAAGCCAGCUGGAAAGCAACUGGCAUUUAUCAGGUACCACAGAUGGGUCACUUAGCAUUUUAUUUGUAGAAAUCAGAAAGAGAAUCUGGGGACCUUCCAUCUGAUUUGCCUAGCCAUGUCACCUAGUCCUUGUACAUAUACUUUGGAGUCCCAUACACUUGGGAGACUCUGAAGAGACACUGGUUUUGCCCCUUCCUCCUCAUCCCCCUAAAGUAAAAACAGAGUGCCAAACAAAUGUGGCUUGAGUGAUACUAUAUGAAUAUAAAUUACCACUGAGUAAAAAAAACCUACAACAACCAAACAUUGAAAGAAACAGCAACAUCAAACCUAUUUUAUUUAUUUAUUUUUUUAUUAAAAAUUUCCGCCUCCAGCCGGGCGGUGGUGGCACACGCCUUUAAUCCCAGCACUUGGGAGGCAGAGGCAGGCGGAUCUCUGUCUACAAGAACUAGUUCCAGGACAGGCUCCAAAACCACAGAGAAACCCUGUCUCGAAAAACAAAAACAAAAACAAAAAAAUUUCUGCCUCCUCCCCGCCUCCCUUUUCCCUCCUCCUCCCCUCACUCCCCACACCCCAUUCAUCAAACCUAUUUUACAACUAUCUGUAUCUGGCUAGAAUACUUGGGAGGUUAAAGAACCUUAGCUGUAGAAUAACCAAGGGAUGCCUAGGGUCAAAGACCCUGCAGGCUAAAACUGCCCCUUCUCCAGGAGUGUUAGGCUGUCUGUUACAGGGGCUGGUAUUAAUAUGUUUCCCAUGUUCUCUGAUCUGGAACUUAAACCAAGGAAGUAGCAUGGAUACACUGCUUCUCAUAAGCAGCAGUAGGAAACUGGUUCGUGAUUUCCCACUUGUAGUUUGAGUAGAGCUAACUGCCAACUUCCUCCUUUUUCUGACCCCACCCCCAAAUAACUUUUUGUCAUCGUAGAUAUUUAGUGACUGACCAUUAAAUACUACAGAAAUCA